This is a messenger RNA of Oppiella nova, 792 nucleotides long. The record is from the annotation of a GenBank genome assembly. NCBI's taxonomy places the organism in Eukaryota, Metazoa, Arthropoda, Arachnida, Sarcoptiformes, Oppiidae.
AUGACUUCUGGCGUGCACUCCGUCUCCGGCGGACACAGACAUCCACUUCGAAGAGAUUCAAUCUCUACGAACGCAAACUACGGAUCAAAUCUUCAAGUGCUCGAUACCACUCUUGACGGGUUGCCGGGGCUUAAGGAUCAGCCUUCCGUUGUCGUCGCAACUCAUGGCAAAGUCGGCCAACACUUGUCGUGUGCGCGAUAUUAUGCACGGCUCAUCGACAAGACUGAGGCCGACCUACAGGUCCUCAAAAUCAGAGGAGUUUGCGGGCGUUUAGUGGCAUUUGACGGCAAUUAUCAAACACUCGACGCCUUUAUUAAAGACCAAAAGGGCUUCGAAGUGAUGGCCGGUAUCGGCGUUCAGAUCAUACAACUGGUGGACGACUUGCAGGACUCGGACGCCGACUGGUACUACUUGGCCACCGAUCUGACGGCCGACUCGUUUGCGGUGAACAGUGAGGGCGAAGUGUUUCUGUCUGAUCUGAACCGCGUGUUAGUCAUCGAUAAGUCUGUGUUUACCGGCGCUGAUAAGCGCACCGCCCGCUCCCGACAGUCCCUACUGGACAGCCGGGUGUGUAAUGAGCCCUGUUUUCAGACGUUUCACAAUCGCUUCAAACAGGCCUUCAACACGACCUCCAGUUUGCCAUCACUGGAGUGCCAGCGCGUCGACGUCUACUACGGGCAGCGCAUGUAUGCCAUGAUUUGUCGCAAUAUAUUCUCGGCGGUCGAGUCGAGUGCCGGCGCCGCCGAUGAUGUUAAUGGCAGUCAGACCACUGCCCGUCCCAUUGUUAUUUAA